This is a messenger RNA of Spinacia oleracea (spinach), 1659 nucleotides long. Its product is annotated as beta-amyrin 6-beta-monooxygenase. The transcript has 3 exons. Gene Ontology annotation, biological process: sterol metabolic process. The record is from RefSeq and is a predicted model, not a curated record. Bases 71 to 1480 code for a protein of 469 amino acids. NCBI's taxonomy places the organism in Eukaryota, Viridiplantae, Streptophyta, Magnoliopsida, Caryophyllales, Amaranthaceae. Gene Ontology annotation, molecular function: iron ion binding; oxidoreductase activity, acting on paired donors, with incorporation or reduction of molecular oxygen; heme binding.
AAAUUAAGAACAAAAAAUCAGACUAUUUGAUUUUUGCCAUAAUCCCAACAAUUUCACAAGAAAUAAGCAAAUGGAUUCCAUAUUUCUCUAUGUGCUUAGCUUCACAAUAUUCCUAAUAUUUGUAAGCAUAAUUUAUCCUCUAACCAAAACAAAAACCAUUAGUAGAAACAUUCCUCCUGGCAAAAAUGGAUGGCCAAUAAUCGGAGAAACAAUGGAUUAUGUCUCAAACAACCAGAAAUUCAUUUGGGAUCGAAUGAUAAAAUACUCCCCUGAUGUGUUCAGGACCUCAAUCAUAGGCGAAAAAGUGGCUGUUCUCUGUGGGCCUUCAGCUAACAAAUUCAUCUUCUCAAAUGAAAACAAGUUGUUCAAAUUCUGGUUGCCACCUUCAGUUGCAGCAAUUCUUUCUGUAACAAACAUCGACACAAAUUCAUUGUCAUCAAGAUUGGUGACUGAGGAGUUACACAAGUUCCUAAAGCUCGAUUCAAUGCAACAUCUUGUGCCUAUUAUGGAUUCUAAGGCAAGAGAGCAUUUAGAAUCACUUUGGGUUCCUUUUAGUGAAGUGAAAGUUCACCCUCUUGCUAAAGAGUUUACUUUCUCUCUAUCUGGUUGCUUGUUUUUGGGGUACAAUGAACCAGAACAGGUCAAGGCUAUAUCGGAACCCUUUUACGUGUUGAACGACGGUGCGGUGGCGGUGCCUAUAAAUUUACCUGGCACUCUUUACUACCAAGCUAGGAAGAGGGAGGCUGAGCUUCGAAGUAAGCUUGUUGAUGAAAUUAGACGGAGGAAAAUGAAGUUAAAUGAAGGUGGUUUCGAUCUUUUGAGUAGGGUGCUUAUGGCUUCACAACUAAAUGGGUCCAUCAUAAGUGACACUGAGGUUGCUGGAAGGAUUAUUGCUCUCUUGUUUGCCAGUUUUUUUACUACAAGCAACACAAUCACUUUUGUCAUAGACAACCUCGCUAAAUACCCACAUGUUUAUGAAAAGGUUUUGCAAGAGCAAUUGGAGAUUGCGCAAUCGAAAGAGACAGGAGAGCUACUAAAUUGGAAAGAUGUUCAGAAGAUGAAGUAUUCAUGGAGUAUGGUAUGUGAAACAAUGAGACUAGAACCACCUGCACAAGGAAGUUUUAGGGAGACCAUGACGGAUGUUACUUAUGCUGGUUUUAAGAUUCCAAAGGGAUGGAAGGUUCACUGGAAUAACCAUUCAACAAAUAUGGACCCAAAUAUAUUUCCGGAUCCAGAAAAAUUUGACCCGUCAAGGUUCGAAAGCAACAAAGUGCCACCCUUUGCAUUUGUACCUUUUGGAGCAGGGCCUAGAAUGUGUGGUGGGAAGGAGUACACCCGAAUUGAAAUACUCGUAUUUCUGCACAGUGUGGUGACUAAGUUUAAAUUCCACAAAGCCAAUCCUAAUGAAAAGGUUAUUUAUAACCCAAAUCCACACCCAGUUGAAGGUCUCCGAAUUCGGCUUAAUCCUCAUAAAAAAUAAACAUAUUACUGCAGAUAUGUUUUGUCAAACUUGAUGUAAUUUAAUUCAAGCUUAACUAAAAAUAAUGUUCUGAACUAUGUUAUCCGGACUCUGAUACCCAUGUCAGAUAGGGGUAUGCAUGUGUCUAAGUGUACGACACGACUAUUUUGAGAAAAAAAUUGCAUGAUUAUGGUCCAAAA